Messenger RNA from Rotaria sordida, 1014 nucleotides. The record is from the annotation of a GenBank genome assembly. NCBI's taxonomy places the organism in Eukaryota, Metazoa, Rotifera, Eurotatoria, Philodinida, Philodinidae.
AUGCCGACAGAACAUACAUGCAAAUCUGAUGCUAUAUCAUUUGAACAACGAAAGUUUGAUGAAAGAAUUGCUCAUCGUGCUCGUUUUACACAAGAAGCAUCAGAUUUAAUUGUUACUGACUGUUACAAAAGCAAUGAAAGAAUAUUGAUAUUUGCUAGUACUGAGCAAUUUAAUAUUUUACAAUCAACUACUGAUUUUCUUAUUAACGGGACCUUUAAAGUCGUCCCGGUGAUCUUUUAUCAACGUUAUAUAAUUCACGCAAUAUAUCGUGGUCAUGUUGUACCUGUUGCAUAUGUAUUAUUACGACGAAAAAAUGGUGCAACAUAUAAUGAUUUAGUUGAUAGAGUGCUUGAAUUUGCUCCACAUUGGACUCCUGAUUCAAUUAUGCUUGAUUUUGAGCAAGCGUGCAUAGGUGCUUACGAUACAAGUUUUCCAGAUGCUUUAUUAUCUGACUGCUACUUUCACUUUCGACAAAAUCUCCACCGAAAGCUGCAGUCACUUGGCCAUCAAAAUAAAUACAAUGAUGAUUCAGUAUUUGCUCAUAAUAUACACAAAUUAGCUGCAUUAGCUUUUCUCAAACCCGACGAUGUCGUAAAAGGUUUUGAAGCGUUGUCAUUAACUCUUGAUGAUGAUGAUUAUCAAAAUGGCUAUGUUUUAGGACGAUUACGAGCAAAUCUUAUACGAAGAAAACUCACAUUCAGUAUUGAAUUCUGGAAUAUGUACAACCGGACCAUGCAUUCUUUAAUGAGAACAAAUAAUGCAGCUGAAGCAUAUCAUCGACGAAUAGGAUCAAUAUUCCAAUGUGCUCAUCCAACAUUGUGGGUAUUCCUUCAAAAAUUAAUCGACGAAGAAAAUGCUACACAUGCUGAUAUCGUACAAAUACGAGCAGGACAACCUCCAAAAAUCACGAGAAAUAGUGAACGUUUCGAAAAACGAUUAAUAAAUCCUAUCUCAAAUCCUCAUCAAGAUAUUUUAACUCAAAUUGAUUCAUUAGCACAUAAUAUUUCAUUGUAA